Molecule: messenger RNA, 678 nt
Organism: Danaus chrysippus (African queen)
Lineage: Eukaryota; Metazoa; Arthropoda; Insecta; Lepidoptera; Nymphalidae
Source: the annotation of a GenBank genome assembly
AUGCUAAGUUAUAAAGUUUAUCAUGCACUACACCCAGGAAACAGUGCACAUGGAGGCAGUGCAAUAAUAGUAAAAGAAAAUCUUCAACACUAUGAAGAAAUCAAGUACGAACAACCAGAAAUACAAGCAGUGGCAAUACGACUAGAGUGUAAACAUUACCCUCUUACAAUAGCGGCUGUAUAUUGUCCACCUAGAUACAGUAUCUCAAAAGAAGAAUAUGUAAGUUUUCUAAGGCAACAUGGACAAAGAUUCAUAGUAGGAGGUGAUUUUAACGCCAAGCAUACUUACUGGGGAUCGAGACUGAAUAAUACUAAAGGAGGGCAAUUACUGAAAGCCAUACAAGAGUUACACUGUGAAUCUGUGUCUACAGGGAAACCAACCUACUGGCCUACAGAUCCAGACAGAAUCCCAGACUUGAUAGACUUCUUUAUCUGCAAAAACAUACCAAGUAAUGAGAUUAAUAUAGAAGACUUUAACUAUAUGAACUCGGAUCAUUCUCCUAUACUAUUAACAUUAUGUAGACGAAUGCUGCGUUAUGAGAAACGACCAAUCUUAGUUAACAAGUACACAGAUUGGGAUAGUCUUAGAUUAGACCUAGAUAACAGAAUAGAAUUAAAAGUUCCGCUGAAAACGACAGAACAAUUAGAUUCAGAAGUUAGACAAUUUAUAGUAGACUAG